Molecule: messenger RNA, 20334 nt
Organism: Mustela lutreola (European mink)
Lineage: Eukaryota; Metazoa; Chordata; Mammalia; Carnivora; Mustelidae
Gene: PCLO
Product: piccolo presynaptic cytomatrix protein
Exons: 25
Coding region: 332-15784 (5150 amino acids)
Biological process (GO): presynaptic active zone assembly; protein localization to synapse
Cellular component (GO): axon; GABA-ergic synapse; cytoskeleton of presynaptic active zone
Molecular function (GO): metal ion binding; structural constituent of presynaptic active zone; protein binding
Source: RefSeq, a predicted model, not a curated record
CGAGGGCGCGGGCGAGGAGGCGGGGCGCGGUGGGAGGGGCGGACGGCGCCCGGCUGGCACUGCUCAGACCUGCUUCUCCCCGGCUCCGGGCGCUGAGGAGGCUUCGGGGAGUUGUCCAACAUGGAGGAGGCACCGGCUGCGGGCGUCACCUGUGAGCGGGACUAAUACCCGCCUGGCGUUCCGGGUAGCGGUGCGGGGUCCCGAGCCCUGGGACUCCGCCGCCUCCACGCCCCACGGCGGACCCCGGCUCCGGUUGCUCCUCGGGCCGCGGGGUUCCCGAGGGGGACGCAGCGCAAGGAGGGAGCGCGGCGGCCCCGAGUCCCCCUGAGCCAUGGGCAACGAGGCGAGCUUGGAAGGGGAAGGUCUCCCGGAAGGGCUGGCGGCCGCAGCAGCGGCGGCAGCAGCCGGAGGAGGGGCUGGCGGGGCAGGGAGCUCCUUGCACACCGUGAUCCCGGCCGGCAUGGAGGCGGAUCUGAGCCAGCUGAGCGAAGAGGAGAGGAGACAGAUCGCCGCUGUCAUGUCAAGGGCGCAGGGGCUGCCCAAGGGAAGCGUUCCCCCGGCCGCUGCGGAGCCGCCUUCCAUGCACAGGAAGCAAGAGUUGGAUAGUAGUCACCCUCCAAAGCAACCAGGAAAACCGCCGGACCCUGGGCGUUCGGCUCAGCCUGGUCUCAGUAAGAGUAGAACUACAGACACUCUGAGGUCAGAGCAAAAGUCGCCUGGAAGGAGUCCUUCCACUAUUAGCUUGAAAGAAUCAAAGUCCAGAACUGAUUUGAAGGAAGAGCACAAGACUAGUAUGAUGCCUGGCUUCCUCUCAGAGGUUAACCCUUUAAGUGCUGUCUCCUCUGUUGUAAAUAAAUUGAAUCCUUUUGAUUUGAUAUCAGACUCUGAUGCAUCCCAGGAAGAAACUGCCAAGAAACAAAAAAUAGCUCAGAAAGAACAAGGAAAACCGGAAGGAAUCACAAAGCCUCCAUCACAACCGUCACCUAAGCCAGGUCCAAAGCAGCAAGGACCUGUGAGGGUCCCACCACAGCAGGAUGGCUCUCCCAAAUCAGUAUCUUCUCAGCAACCAGAAAAAAUGAAGUCACAACCUCCAGGGACAGGCAAGCCAAUUCAGGGACUUACCCAGUCACCUCAGACAGACCAGGCACAGUGGCCACUUCAAAGAGAUGCAGCCAGGCCUCAGACUAAACAGUCUGAUGCUGUAAGGGGAGAAUUUGUUAAACCUGCACUGCAAAGCCCAUCCAAACCACCUAUUCAGCAAGCAAGCCCUGGAAAACCUCCAGCCCAGCAACCUGGACCUGAAAAAGUUGCCACGCCACACCCUGGGCCUGCAAAGCCCUCAGCUCAACAACCAGGGACAGCAAAGCCUGCUGUUCAGCAGCCUGGGCCAAAGUCUUCAGCUCAGCCUCUUGGGCCUGUGAAGACUCAAGUACAACAGGCUGGGGGAGAGAAACUUCCAUCUCAGCAGCCAGGGCCAGCAAAGCCCCCAGCCCAGCAGCCAGGGACACCAAAGUCCCCAGCUCAGCUGCCUGGGCCUGCAAAAACUCCUUCUCAGCCGGUUGGGCCAACAAAGUCUCUGGCUCAGCAGCCUAGCCUGGCCAAGCCCCCUCCUCAGCAGCCUAGCCCGGCCAAGCCACCACCUCAGCAGCCUGGCCUGGCCAAGCCCCCGCCUCAGCAGCCUGGACCGGCCAAGCCCCCUCCUCAGCAGCCUGGCCCGGCCAAGCCCCCACCUCAGCAGCCUGGUCCAGUAAAACCUCCCCAACAGCCUGGCCCGGCCAAGCCCCCUCCUCAGCAGCCUGGCCCGGCCAAGCCCCCUCAGCAGCCUGGCCUGGCCAAGCCCUCUCCUCAGCAGCCUGGCCCGGCCAAGCCCCCUCCUCAGCAGCCUGGCCCGGCCAAGCCCCCUCCUCAACCACCUGGCCCAGCAAAGCCCCCUCCUCAACAGCCUGGCCCUGCAAAGCCUUCACUUCAGCAGCCUGGUCCAGUAAAACCUCCCCAACAGCCUGGCCCAGCAAAGGCUUCAGCUCAGCAGUCUUCAAAACCAGUAAGCCAAACAGGAGCUGGGAAACCUCUGCAGCCACCAGCUUCUCCAUCUGCGGCACAGACUCCAGUACAAGGCCUCUCUAAAACCAUCUGUCCUCUUUGCAAUACCACUGAACUUCUGUUGCAUGUUCCAGAAAAGGCCAAUUUUAACACAUGCACUGAGUGUCAAACCACUGUAUGUAGCCUCUGUGGCUUUAAUCCCAAUCCUCAUUUAACCGAGAUAAAAGAGUGGCUCUGUUUAAACUGUCAGAUGAAAAGAGCUCUAGGAGGUGAUCUGGCUCCAGUUCCACUAUCCCCUCAGCCUAAACCGAAGACUGCCCCCAUGACUCCUCCAUCCGCAGUGAGCAAACCGUCCCCACAGCCACAGCAGACUUCUCCAAAGAAGGAUUCUGUACCCAAACAGGAUCUCUCAAAGGCCCCUGAGGCUAAAAAGCCCCCACCACUAGUGAAACAACCAACCAUUCAUGGAUCCCCCCCAGUUGCAGCCAAGCAGCCUCCUGUGGCUGAGUCUUCAUCCAAGCCAACCCCUCCCAAGGAGCCUUCGGUCCCAUCUGAGCAGGCAAAGGUCCCCAUGGCUGAGGAUAAACCAAAGCAGCCCAAGACAGUGAAACCAGCCACAGACGUGUCUUCAGCACCAACAGCAGCAAAACCUGAUACUCCAAGCUCUAAAGUACAGUUGGAGGAUCAACAGAUAACAGCCCCUCCUCCGAAAACAGAUGCUGCCAAACCCUCACAGAGUUUUCCACCAACGGGAGAAAAAGUCACCCCCAUCGAUUCUAAAGUCAUACCCCGACCUGCAUCAGAUUCAAAAAUUCUUUCACACCCUGGGCCUAGUUCAGAGACUAAAGGUCAAAAGCAAGUUGAUUCAGUUCAAAAGAGGGAAGAACCCAAGAAAGCACAAACCAAAAUGAGUCCGAAGCCAGAUGCCAAGCCAAUGCCAAAAGGGUCGCCUCCAGCCCCAGGCCCACGACCUACCACUGGCCAAACUGCCCCCCCAUCUCAGCAGCCCCCAAAGCCUCAGGAGCAGUCAAGACGCUUCAGUCUGAAUCUGGGAAGUAUUACUGAUGCCCCCAGGUCACAGCCCACGACGCCUCAAGAAACUGUGACUGGAAAACUCUUUGGGUUUGGAGCAUCGAUCUUCAGCCAGGCAUCAAAUUUGAUCUCCACCGCAGGCCAGCCUGGGUCUCAGUCUCAGAGCGGGCCUGGGGCCCCGACAAAACAAGGCCCUCCUCCUCCACAACCACCUUCUCAGGGGCCACCGAAAGCCACAGGUCAGGGGUCACCAGCACCUGCAAAGGUUAUCCCUGUGAAAAAAGAAACGAAAGCUCCAGUGGCUGAAAAAUUAGAGCCCAAAGCUGAACAAGUUCCAACCGUAAAAAGAGCAGAAACUGAAAAGAAGCCUCCACUUGUUAAGGAUAGCAAACCUUCAGCAGCAGAGCCUCAAACGCCUGUCCUAACGCCCAAGGUGGAGAAGACUCCCAAACCAGAAUCAACCUGUCCUCUCUGCAAAACUGAACUCAAUGUCGGUUCAAAGGAGCCUCCUAACUUCAAUACUUGCACGGAAUGCAAGAAUCAAGUGUGUAAUCUCUGUGGAUUUAACCCUACACCACACUUGACAGAGAUUCAAGAAUGGCUUUGUUUAAAUUGCCAAACCCAGAGAGCAAUAUCAGGACAGCUCGGAGAUAUGGGCAAAAUGCCAUCUACACCUUCAGGACCAAAAGCCUCUCCUAUGCCCUUCCCUCCAGAACAACCAUCUCAGAAAACAACAAUGCCUCCCCAAGCAAAAAUGAAAAAGAAGGAACAAGAAGUAAAAACAGAAGCUGAGCAAAUACUUCCAGAAAAAGUAAAAGAAAUACCAUCAGUUGAAAAGAUUCUCCCAAAGGUGACCACAGAUCACAAACAAGAGAGUCAACUAGAGAAAGAUAAAACUUCAGCCCCUCAAGAAGAAAAGCCACCCUCUGAGGACAAAAAGUCACUCCCAGAAGAAAAAAAGCCACCUCCUGAAGAAAAGAAACCAACCUCUGAAGAAAAAAGGCCAGCACCUGAAGACAAAAAGUUACCUCCAGUAACAAAACCAUCAGCUCUAGAGGAGGAACAGAAACAAGACUUAUUUAAAACUCAAUUACCAACCACUGAAGAAAAGCCAGAAGGCAUAGUGACUCCACAGGUAGUACAGGAGACGCCACCACAGACCAAAAUGGAAGAUAAACCCUGUGGCCCGCCUCCAAGUUUGCCCAAGGAAGAUGAUGAGGCAACUCAAACAAUGAAAGAACAACCACAGGCAGCAGGCACAGCAAAGCCUGAUCGGGUGGAACCUGGGAAAGAAAAAACAGAAAAGGAAGAUGACAAAUCAGACACCUCAAGUUCUCAGCAACCAAAAAGCCCACAAGGUCUGAGUGACACAGGAUAUUCUUCUGAUGGGAUAUCAAGUUCACUUGGUGAAAUUCCAAGUCUUAUUCCAAGUGAUGAAAAAGAUUUGCUCAAGGGACUCAAAAAGGACUCUUUUUCACAAGAAAGCAGCCCUUCCAGCCCCUCAGAUUUGGCUAAGUUAGAAAGUACGGUCCUAUCCAUUUUGGAAGCUCAGGCAAGUACACUUGUUGAAGAAAAAACAGAAAAGAAAACCCAACCUCCUGAGGUUACUUGUGAGCCGCCCAAGGACCAACCAAAAACUCAGAGUUUAUCUGAAACCCUAGAAACCACAGUUGCAGAAGAGGAGCUCACAAAGAGUCAAGAAGAAAAAGACAUGUUAAAAAAAGAUAGCCAACAAGAUGGUCCUUCCAGAAAGGACCGUGAAGAGAAGUCUGAGUUUGUUGAUGACACAGCUACUAGAAGACAGUCUUAUGAUUCAGUUGAAGACAGUAGCGAAAGUGAGAACUCACCUCUUCCACAAAGAAAACGGAGAACUAGUGUUGGUUCAUCGAGCAGUGAUGAGUAUAAACAGGAAGAUAGCCAAGGAUCUGGUGAAGAGGAGGACUUUAUUCGAAAGCAGAUCAUAGAAAUGAGUGCCGAUGAAGAUGCUUCAGGUUCUGAAGAUGAUGAGUUCAUUAGGAGCCAACUCAAAGAGAUAAGUAGCAGCCUUGAGAGCCAGAAGAAGGAAGAAACAAAAGGGAAAGGGAAGGCGACACCAGGGAAACAUAGGCGACUAACUCGGAAAAGCAGUACAAGCUUUGAUGAUGAUGCAGGGAGACGCCAUUCAUGGCAUGAUGAAGAUGAUGAGACUUUCGAUGAAAGUCCUGAGCUUAAGUACAGAGAGACUAAAAGUCAGGAGAGUGAAGAGCUUGUAAUUGCUGGAGGAGGAGGGCUACGUCGAUUCAAAACAAUUGAACUUAACAGCACAAUAGCAGAUAAAUACUCUGCAGAGUCCUCACAGAAAAAAACAACUUUGUAUUUUGAUGAGGAGCCAGAAUUAGAAAUGGAAAGCCUGACAGACUCUCCAGAAGAUAGGUCAAGGGGGGAAGGAUCUUCUAGUCUUCAUGCUUCCAGCUUCACCCCUGGCACAUCCCCUACAUCAGUGUCGUCACUGGAUGAGGACAGUGACAGUAGCCCAAGUCACAAAAAGGGAGAGAGCAAACAACAACGUAAAGCUCGGCACAGGUCACAUGGUCCUCUUUUACCUACUAUUGAAGAUUCUUCAGAGGAAGAAGAAUUGAGAGAGGAAGAAGAAUUAUUAAAGGAGCAAGAAAAGCAGCGGGAAUUGGAGCAGCAACAAAGAAAGACUUCUAGUAAGAAAUCAAAGAAAGAUAAAGAUGAACUUCGAGCACAGAGAAGGAGGGAAAGACCAAAGACACCACCCAGUAAUCUCUCUCCCAUUGAAGAUGCAUCUCCAACGGAGGAGUUACGUCAGGCUGCAGAAAUGGAGGAACUCCAUCGAUCUUCUUGUUCUGAAUACUCACCUAGCAUAGAGUCAGACCCGGAAGGUUUUGAAAUAAGCCCAGAAAAAAUAAUAGAAGUGCAAAAAGUUUAUAAAUUGCCCACAGCUGUGUCUUUGUUCUCUCCAACAGAUGAGCAAUCUAUUAUGCAGAAAGAAGGUGGCCAAAAGGCAUUAAAAAGUGCCGAGGAGAUGUAUGAAGAAAUGAUGCAUAAAACCCACAAAUAUAAAGCUUUUCCAGGUGCAACUGAACGAGAUGAAAUAUUUGAAAAAGAGCCUUUGUAUGGCGGGAUGUUAAUAGAGGAUUAUAUUUAUGAAUCUCUAGUAGAGGACACAUACAAUGGUUCAGUAGAUGGCAGUCUGCUAACAAGGCAAGAAGAUGAAAAUGGAUUUAUGCAGCAGAGAGGGAAAGAUCAAAAAACAAGAAUUCCAGAACAGAUUUAUGAAGAUCCUAUGCAAAAAAUAACAGACCUCCAGAAAGAGUUUUAUCAGUUAGAAAGCUUACAUUCUGUUGUGCCUCAAGAAGACAUCGUUUCAAGCUCUUUUAUCAUCCCGGAAAGCCAUGAGAUAGUGGAUCUGGGUAGUAUGGUAACUUCUACCAGUGAAGAAAAAAAAUUAUUAGAUGCUGAUGCUGCCUAUGAAGAACUCAUGAAGAGGCAACAGAUGCAGUUAACACCUGGAUCCAGUCCAACCCAGCCCCCCAUCACGGACGAUAUGACCGAGUCUACCAUGGACUUUGACAGGGUACCCGAUGCAUCUUUGACAUCAAGUGUUCUCUCGGGGGCAUCUCUUACAGAUUCCACCAGCAGUGCAACGCUUUCUAUCCCAGAUGUCAAAAUAACCCAACAUUUCUCAACAGAAGAAAUUGAGGAUGAAUAUGUAACUGAUUAUACAAGGGAAAUUCAAGAGAUAAUUGCCCACGAAUCACUGAUUUUGACCUACUCUGAGCCUUCAGAAAGUGCUACAUCUGUCCCACCCUCUGACACACCCUCUCUCACGUCAUCUGUUUCUUCAGUUUGUACCACAGAUAGCUCCUCACCCAUUACUACACUGGAUAGCAUAACCACAGUUUAUACAGAGCCCGUGGACAUAGUAACUAAACUGGAAGAUUCUGAGAUUUCUUCAUCAACGUAUUUUCCAGGCAGCAUCAUAGACUAUCCAGAAGAAAUAAGUGUAUCUUUAGAUCGGACUGCCGUACCAGAUGGAAGAACUAGUGCGGAUCAUGUUGUGAUUUCCUUAUCUGAUAUGGAACCUCCUAUCAUAGAAUCUGUAGGAACUGUACCUGAGGGGCUCAUUGCUGACACUGUUUCCACUGACUCAUCUACAUCUGAAAAAGACCCAGGGAAGAAAGACAAGAGGGACACUGGGAAUGGAAUUAUUCUUGAGGUUUUAGAAGCUUACAGAGAUAAAAGGGAAAAGUCUGAGGUUGAACUAACAAAAAUGGGCUUAUCUGAAACUGUGUUUGAUCACCCUCCUUCUUCUGCUGGUGCCGUGGAGGAGCAAGUUCUAGCAACAUGCUUUCUGUCUGGACAGGUCUUUGAUCAAGCAAAACCUGCAUCUCCAUUACCAUCUGGCAGUCCUUCUGUUACGUCUCUUCCAAAGAAAACUCAUCCAUUCUUUAGAAGUUCUUCUUUGGAUGCAUCAGCCCAACCUCCUCCCCCACCUCCCCCUCCCCCUCCGCCACCACCUCCUCCUCCUCCCCCUCCUCCUCCACCUCUUCCUCCACCAACCUCACCUAAACCACCUGUUCAUCCUAAAAAAAAGCUAACAGUUACAGCUCCAGUGACUCUAACUCCUACGGCUACACCUCUAGUUGAUGCUGUUACUACAGUAGAGGCCACAGCUCUUCCAAGAAGUAGUGGCUUACCUGUAACAAAAAUAUGUACCACUGCGCCUCCUCCUGUUCCUCCUAAACCAUCUUCCAUCCCAUCUGGACUUGUAUUUACACACAGACCUGAGCCAAGUAAACCUCCAAUUGCCCCGAAACCAGCAGUUCCUCAGCCUCCAGUAACUACGCAAAAAUCAGCAGAUACACACCCCAAACCAACAGGUCUAUCUUUAACCUCAAAUAUGACACUAAAUUUGGUGACUUCAGCAGAUUAUAAAUUACCUUCCCCUACUUCCCCACUUUCUCCUCACUCUAACAAGUCCUCCCCAAGAUAUUCCAAAUCCCUCAUGGAAACCUACGUGGUUAUCACAUUGCCAUCUGAACCUGGGACUCCAACAGAUUCUUCAGCUAGUCAAGCGAUUACCAGUUGGCCCCUGGGAUCACCCCCCAAAGACCUGAUUUCCAUCGAACCAGUGUUUUCUGUAGUUCCUCCUUUAACAACUGCAGGAAUGCCAAGUACUUCAGAACAGAGCUUAUACCUCUCUGGAACUCUGGAGACAUUUUCUGCCCUCCCUGUCAAAGCGCUCUCUUCAUUUCAAGCAGCCCCAACUUCAGGAACACAGUUUUUCACAACUGAAGUUUCUAAGGCUGAGGUUUCAGCAGCCAGAAGUGCAGUCCCUAGUGUUGGUCUCAGCAGUGUCACUAUCUCCGUUCCUCCAGAGCCUCUUGCUCUAGAUAACCUACAUUUAGAGAAGCGUCAGCAUAAGGAAAAUGGAAAGGUGCAGCUUGUUGGGGAUGCCAUUGAUUUGCGUACGGUACCAAAAGUGGAAGUGAAAGCGACUGAAAAGUGUAUGGAUCUUUCUGCUUCCACUAUGGAUAUGAAAAGGCAGAUCACUGCCAGUGACGUUUAUGGCAGACAGAUGAGUGCUGUCCAACCCUCUAUUAUAAAUCUCAGCGCUACUCCAUCGGUAGUAAGGCCGAUGGCCGUGGUCACUGAGACAGUGACUGUUGCCACAUGCGCUGCUAGUUCAAGUUACACCACUGGCGCAGAAAGCCUAAUGGGCACAGCACAUGCAACAACAGCACCACUCCAGCUUACUACAUCAAAGCACGCUGAGCCUCCCUACAGGAUACCAAGUGGCCAGGUUUUCCCUGCAGUUAGGGAGGACGCACCCAUAAACUUAUCCUUGGGUACUUCAGCACACCCGAUGACAUCAGCUAUUACAAAACCUGUGACUGUGCCUCCUGUUGGUGUCACAAAUGGAUGGACUGAUGGCAUCACAUCCCAGGGGGUCACUGACGGGGAAGUAGUAGACCUCAGUACAACAAAGUCUCACAGAACUGUUGUAACAAUGGAUGAAUCCACCUCCGGUGCAGUGACCAAAAUAAUAGAAGACGACGAAAAGCCUGUUGACCUGACUGCAGGGAGAAGAGCCGUAUGCUGCGACAUGGUUUAUAAGUUACCCUUUGGAAGGAGCUGCACAGCGCAGCAGCCUCCAACUACUCUUCCUGAGGAUCGUUUUGGUUAUAGGGAUGACCACUAUCAAUAUGAUCGAUCAGGGCCAUAUGGAUAUAGGGGGAUUGGGGGAAUGAAACCUUCCAUGUCUGACACGAAUUUAGCAGAAGCCGGACAUUUUUUCUAUAAAAGUAAAAAUGCUUUUGAUUAUUCUGGAGGAACUGAUGCAGCAGUAGAUCUAACUUCAGGGAGAAUUACUACAGGUGAGGUAAUGGAUUACUCAAGCAAGACCACAGGUCCAUAUCCCGAAACACGGCAAGUCAUUUCAGAAGUUGGGAUUAGUACCCCACAGUAUUCCACAGCCAGAAUGACUCCACCUCCAGGAUCCCAGUAUGGUGUGGGGAGCGUUUUGAGGUCAUCUAAUGGUGUUGUCUAUUCUUCAGUAGCCACUCCAAUUCCCUCCACAUUUGCUAUCACCACACAACCUGGCUCCAUUUUCAGCACCACGGUGAGAGAUUUGUCUGGUGUGCACACAGCUGACACAGUGACGCCAUUAUCCGCCCUGCACCAGAGCCAGCCAAUGCCUAGAUCAUAUUUCCUAACAACAGGUGCAUCUGAAACAGACAUUGCGGCAACCGGUAUUGAUAUCAAUGCCAGUUUGCAAACUCUUACAAUGGAAACGCUUGCUGCUGAGACAAUAGAUGCAGUGCCCACUUUAACCACAGCCUCGGAAGUGUUUUCUGAAGUGGUGGGAGAUGAAAGCGCUAUUUUAAUCGUCCCUGAAGAAGAUAAACAACAGCAGCAGCUCGACUUGGAGCGUGAGCUCUUGGAACUGGAGAAAAUUAAGCAGCAGCGUUUUGCUGAGGAACUGGAGUGGGAACGUCAGGAAAUUCAGAGGUUCCGGGAACAAGAAAAGAUCAUGGUUCAAAAAAAGCUGGAGGAGCUGCAGUCUAUGAAGCAGCACCUUCUCUACCAGCAGGAAGAAGAGCGGCAAGCCCAGUUCAUGAUGAGGCAGGAGACGCUAGCUCAGCAGCAGUUGCAGCUGGAGCAGAUCCAGCAGCUGCAGCAACAGCUUCACCAGCAGCUGGAAGAGCAGAAGAUUCGCCAGAUCUACCAGUAUAACUACGACCCUUCUGGAACUGCUUCUCCACAGACCACAACGGAGCAGGCAGUUUUGGAAGGUCAGUAUGCCGCCCCAGAAGGCAGUCCAUUUUGGGCCACUGAGGAUGCAACCACCACCGCGUCCGCCGUUGUGGCCAUUGAAAUCCCGCAGAGCCAAGGGUGGUACACGGUUCAGUCUGACGGUGUUACUCAGUACAUUGCCCCACCUGGCAUCCUGAGUACUGUUUCAGAGAUCCCUCUGACGGACGUGGUGGUAAAAGAUGAGAAACCGCCCAAAAAGAGAAGCUCUGCAGCCAAAGUCCGUGGCCAGUAUGACGAAGUGGGGGACUCUGAUGAUCCCCGCUGCUUUAAAAAGAUCGUGGACAGCGGCGUGCAGACCGACGACGAGGACGCCGCGGAUCGGAGUUAUGUGAGUAGGAGGAGGAGAACCAAGAAGAGUGUGGAUACGAGCGUCCAGACCGACGAUGAAGAUCAGGACGAGUGGGAUGUGCCUACCAGAGCAAGGAGGAAAGCUCGCGCCGGCAAGUACGGUGACAGCACCGCGGAGGCCGACAAGACCAAACCCCUGGUCUCCAAAGUCUCCAGUAUAGCAGUCCAAACAGUAGCAGAGAUAUCUGUGCAGACUGAACCCGUUGGAACCAUAAGAACACCGUCCAUACGGGCGCGCGUGGAUGCCAAGGUAGAAAUAAUUAAACACAUUUCAGCACCUGAAAAGACUUACAAAGGGGGCAGUUUAGGAUGUCAAACAGAAGCAGAAUCAGACACACAGAGUCCUCCAUAUCUGAGUGCCACAUCUCCACCCAAAGACAAGAAACGCCCAACACCUUUAGAGAUUGGUUACUCAUCUCACCUUCGGGCAGAUUCCACAUUACAGCUGGCUCCUUCCCCACCCAAAUCUCCAAAAGUCCUUUAUUCACCCAUCUCACCACUUUCACCAGGCAAAGCCUUAGAAUCAGCCUUUGUACCUUAUGAAAAACCCCUCCCUGAUGAUAUAAGUCCACAGAAAGUACUGCAUCCAGAUAUGGCUAAAGUGCCCCCCGCAAGUCCUAAGACAGCCAAGAUGAUGCAGCGGUCCAUGUCUGACCCCAAGCCUCUGAGUCCAACAGCAGAUGAAAGUUCCAGGGCUCCUUUUCAGUAUACCGAGGGCUACACGACAAAAGGUUCUCAAACCAUGACACCCUCUGGCACCCAGAAAAAAGUUAAAAGAACUCUGCCAAACCCACCCCCCGACGAGACCUCCACAGGCACUCAGUCCACAUACAGCACAAUGGGCACAGUUUCCAGGAGGAGGAUCUGCAGAACCAACACAAUGGCACGAGCCAAGAUUCUCCAGGAUAUAGACAGAGAGCUUGAUCUUGUAGAAAGGGAAUCUGCAAAGCUGAGAAAGAAACAAGCAGAACUUGAUGAGGAAGAAAAGGAGAUUGAUGCCAAGUUACGGUACCUGGAAAUGGGAAUUAACAGGAGGAAGGAGGCAUUAUUAAAGGAGAGAGAAAAGAGAGAGCGAGCCUACCUCCAGGGAGUAGCUGAGGAUCGGGAUUACAUGUCUGACAGUGAGGUGAGCAGCUCCCGACCAACCCGAAUAGAAAGUCAGCAUGGCAUAGAACGACCAAGAACUGCUCCCCAAACUGAAUUCAGCCAGUUUAUACCACCACAAACCCAAACAGAAUCUCAACUAGUUCCUCCUACAAGUCCUUAUACACAAUAUCAAUAUUCAUCCCCUGCUCUUCCUACCCAAGCACCUACCCCAUACACCCAACAGUCCCAUUUUCAGCAACAGACUUUGUACCAUCAGCAAGUUUCACCUUAUCAGACUCAACCAACAUUUCAGGCUGUGGCAACAAUGUCCUUCACACCUCAAGCUCAACCUACACCAGCCCCACAACCUUCUUACCAGUUACCGUCACAGAUGAUGGUGAUACAACAAAAGCCACGGCAAACUACAUUGUAUUUGGAGCCCAAGAUAACUUCAAACUAUGAAGUGAUUCGCAACCAACCCCUGAUGAUAGCACCUGUUUCUACUGAUAAUACUUAUGCUGUUUCUCAUCUUGGGAGUAAGUAUAAUAGCUUAGACUUGAGAAUAGGAUUGGAGGAAAGAAGUAGCAUGGCAAGCAGUCCAAUAUCAAGCAUAUCUGCAGAUUCUUUCUAUGCAGAUAUUGACCAUCAUACUCCACGAAAUUAUGUCCUAAUUGAUGAUAUUGGAGAGAUUACCAAAGGAACAGCAGCAUUAAGCACUGCGUUUAGCCUUCAUGAAAAGGAUCUGUCAAAAACAGAUCGUCUCCUUCGAUCCACUGAAACACGUAGGUCUCAAGAAGUGACAGAUUUCCUAGCACCUUUACAGACUUCCUCGAGAUUGCAUAGUUAUGUCAAAGCAGAGGAAGAUCCCAUGGAAGAUCCCUAUGAGUUAAAGCUUCUGAAACAUCAGAUUAAACAAGAAUUCCGUAGAGGAGCAGAGAGCUUAGAUCACCUUGCUGGUCUUUCCCAUUAUUACCAUGCUGAUACGGGUUAUAGACAUUUUCCCAAAUCUGAAAAGUACAGCAUUAGCAGACUCACACUUGAGAAACAAGCAGCAAAACAACUACCAGCUGCCAUACUAUAUCAGAAACAAUCAAAGCAUAAGAAAUCACUAAUUGAUCCUAAAAUGUCAAAAUUUUCACCCAUUCAAGAAAGUAGAGAUCUUGAGCCUGAUUAUUCAAGCUAUAUGACUUCUAGCACUUCAUCUAUUGGUGGCAUUUCUUCCCGAGCAAGGCUUCUUCAAGAUGACAUCACUUUUGGCCUCAGAAAAAAUAUUACAGACCAACAGAAAUUUAUGGGGUCAUCUCUUGGCACAGGGCUGGGCACGUUAGGAAAUACCCUAAGGUCGGCUUUGCAGGAUGAAGCGGAUAAGCCAUACAGUAGUGGCAGCAGAUCCAGACCUUCUUCCAGACCUUCUUCUGUCUAUGGCCUUGACUUAUCAAUUAAAAGAGAUUCUUCCAGCUCUUCCCUAAGACUGAAAGCUCAAGAGGCUGAAGCUCUAGAUGUUUCCUUCGGUCAUGCAUCACCUUCUGGCAGAACUAAGCCGACCAGUUUACCAAUUAGCCAGAGCAGAGGAAGAAUACCAAUUGUGGCCCAAAAUUCUGAAGAAGAAAGUCCACUCAGUCCUGUUGGCCAGCCAAUGGGAAUGGCCAGGGCUGCAGCUGGACCCCUUCCACCAAUAUCUGCGGAUACCAGGGAUCAAUUUGGAUCAAGUCACUCAUUGCCUGAAGUUCAGCAACAUAUGAGAGAAGAAUCACGAACUCGAGGCUAUGACCGUGACAUAGCGUUCAUCAUGGAUGACUUCCAACAUGCCAUGUCAGACAGCGAAGCCUAUCAUCUGCGUCGUGAAGAAACAGAUUGGUUUGACAAACCCAGGGAGUCUCGUUUGGAAAAUGGACAUGGUCUGGAUCGCAAACUGCCAGAAAGAUUGGUCCACUCUAGACCAGUUAGUCAACAUCAAGAGCAAAUUAUGCAGAUGAACGGGAAGACUGUGCACUAUAUCUUUCCUCAUGCGAGGAUAAAAAUAACAAGAGACUCGAAGGAUCACACAGUUUCAGGUAAUGGAUUAGGAAUUAGAAUUGUGGGUGGUAAAGAAAUCCCUGGACAUAAUGGUGAAAUUGGAGCCUAUAUUGCCAAAAUUCUUCCUGGAGGAAGUGCAGAACAGACAGGGAAACUUAUAGAAGGGAUGCAAGUAUUGGAGUGGAAUGGAAUUCCUUUAACUUCUAAAACGUAUGAAGAAGUGCAGAGUAUCAUUAGUCAGCAAAGUGGGGAAGCAGAAAUAUGUGUAAGACUGGACCUCAAUAUGCUUUCAGACUCUGAAAAUCCCCAGCACCUGGAACUUCAUGAGCCACCAAAAGCUGUAGAUAAAGCGAAAUCCCCAGGGGUUGAUCCUAAGCAGUUGGCAGCAGAACUCCAGAAGGUCUCCCUGCAACAGUCACCGCUGGUUCUGUCGUCUGUCGUGGAGAAAGGAUCUCACGUUCAUUCAGGCCCUACAUCAGCGGGAUCCAGUUCCGUUCCCAGCCCCGGGCAACCUGGGUCCCCCUCCGUGAGCAAAAAGAAACACAGCAGCAGCAAGCCUACUGAUGCAACGAAGGUGGUCUCUCAUCCGAUUACAGGGGAAAUUCAGCUUCAAAUCAACUAUGAUCUUGGAAAUCUCAUAAUCCAUAUUCUCCAAGCAAGAAACCUUGUCCCUCGAGACAACAAUGGUUACUCGGACCCCUUCGUGAAAGUGUACCUUCUUCCUGGGAGAGGUCAAGUCAUGGUUGUCCAGAAUGCAAGUGCUGAGUACAAGAGGAGGACUAAAUAUGUUCAAAAAAGUCUUAAUCCUGAAUGGAAUCAAACAGUAAUUUAUAAAAGUAUCUCCAUGGAACAGCUCAAGAAGAAAACCUUGGAGGUGACAGUCUGGGAUUAUGAUAGAUUUUCUUCCAAUGACUUUCUUGGUGAGGUAUUGAUUGAUUUAUCUAGCACAUCUCAUCUCGAUAACACUCCUAGAUGGUAUUCUCUCAAAGAACAGACUGAGAGCAUUGAUCAUGGCAAGUCUCAUUCCAGUCAGAGCAGCCAGCAGUCUCCAAAGCCGUCUGUCAUCAAAAGCAGAAGCCAUGGUAUCUUCCCUGACCCAUCCAAGGACAUGCAGGUUCCCACCAUUGAGAAAUCCCACAGUAGUCCCGGUAGCUCGAAAUCCUCCUCCGAAGGCCACCUGCGCUCUCACGGACCGUCGCGCAGUCAGAGCAAAACCAGCGUCACCCAGAGCCACCUGGAAGAUGCUGGGGCUGCCAUAGCCGCUGCCGAAGCCGCGGUGCAGCAGCUCCGCCUGCAACCAACAAAGCCUACCAAUCACCGGCCUGCAGAAAGCUCCGUGUCCACCGGCUCCUCGGGCAGCAGCUUUGGCAGUGGGUAUAGCGUGGACAGUGAAGGAAGCAGCAGCACCGCAGGGGAGACUAAUCUAUUUCCUAUUCCAAGGAUAGGAAAGAUGGGGCAGAAUGGGCAAGAGCCUGUAAAGCAGCCAGGAGUAGGAGUGGGACUAGCAGACACGGAGGUCAAAACUCAGGUAAUGGGAGAAAUCAAGAUUGCAUUGAAGAAGGAAAUGAAGACGGAUGGUGAACAACUAAUAGUUGAGAUUCUCCAGUGCAGAAAUAUCACCUAUAAAUUUAAAUCUCCGGAUCACUUACCAGAUUUAUAUGUAAAAAUAUAUGUGAUGAACAUCUCUACCCAAAAAAAGGUGAUCAAGAAAAAAACGAGAGUAUGCCGACAUGAUAGAGAGCCUUCGUUCAAUGAAACUUUUAGAUUCAGCCUCAGUCCUGCUGGCCAUUCUCUUCAGAUUUUACUUUUCUCUAAUGGAGGGAAGUUUAUGAAAAAGACCUUGAUUGGCGAAGCCUGUAUCUGGCUUGACAAAGUGGAUCUCAGAAAAAGAAUAGUCAACUGGCACAAACUUUUGGUCAGUCCUACUCAAACCCAUUGAAGAAAUGUGUCUGCUCAGGGUAUAGAAACUGCUCUAAAUAAUUUCAAAUCAAGACUAGAGUUGGAUACGAUUCUACAGUGUUUUUAGGGCUAAACGUGAGAGGAGGAGCCACAGGCAAACACAUACUUAAAGCUUUGUGAAUAUUUUGUUGUGGAACACAGAAAGAAAACUCAAAAAGUUCACAUAUUGGAGACCCCCCAAAAAGAGCUUUGAGUCCUUGGAUUGCUUCAAGAAAAAGAGAAAAGAGUGAGAGCUAUUUUGAUUACUUAAGGCACAAAUCUUUGAGCAGAGUUGAACUAUAGCUACGGGCAGCUGCUCGAAUAUUAAUAUGGUUCCUGAUGCAAGACAAAGUUCAUCAUUUAUGCAAAAGAAACCUGGAAGGGAAAGAACUGAUGUAACAAAUCUCAGUUUUCAGAAGUCUAAAGAUCUUGCUUCAUCUUAUUUUCUCAGAUGACUUACUGUUUUUAGAUUCUGACAUAGGAUACAGCUACAGUAUGCAUUCAAGACUAGAAGUGAGUUGGUUGUGUUCAGAGGGAAAGGGUACUGGAGAUGGAGAAAUUAUGGCUUUUAGAUUUUCUCUCUGUCUAAAUGUUAUAAGCGGGAACAAUACCAACAUUGGAAUUCAUGUUGUAAAAGCACAUUUGUAUUAUUCAAAAUGAUGUAGAGGGAAGAUAAUACUAAGUGGAAAUGGAAUUACAUUUAUCUAGAAAUAAGGCCAUGAUUGGCUCACACUGAAUGUUGCCCCACAGAAAUAUUGGAACCUUGGUUGAAGACAUCAAAAUCUCCUUAACUGACCAUUAAGCCAAUACAUUUUCAAUGUACAUACCAAAGAACAUAGAUUAAAAUGGUAUGUUCCAGGAAGCCUGAACAGUUUUUCUUUGUGGAAUUGCAAAUAAAUGUUAUUCCACAUAUUUCCUUUGAAAUUGAAAGAGAAAAUUCUUCCUCUGGCAAACAAAUCAUAUUAAUCUGUGACAUGGAUUAAUUAACUUGGCGUCAUUUCCUGCUCUUCCAUGAUGCUUUUUUUUGUCCUUAGCACACUGAUUGUACGAUGAAAACCCUAACACCAAACUCAAGUUCCUCCCAGUGCUCCAUUUUUCUCCAUUAGUGACUGUAUCGUGGUGAUCAAGUUCAUCAAUAUUGGGAAAAUAAGUGAAAGUCAACAUUUAUAUUGAGAUUAAAAUAUAACUUGAGCUAUUUUAUUAGUAUAGAAUAAAGGGACCAAUGUCCAGGUCAUUAAAAUACAGCAUCCUCUUCUACAUCAACCGUAGUAUAGACAAAGGAAGUAGAUUGGAGUUGUAGGAAAUGCACUCGGCUGGGAUGAAAAGCCUGGCUUCUGCCUUGGUCCUGCCACUGACUGUAUCCCCUUACACAUGUCACUUAAAGUCACUUUUUCCCAGUUUCUUAUUUGUAGGAUAAAAAUAAUUACCUAUUCCUGGCCUUCCUAAUGGGAUGUUGGGAUGAUCAAACCAAGUGAACUGUAAGGAAAAAAAGAAAGCACAUUUUCAAUAUAGUUUUAUACAUAAAGUGAGGAAUAAUUAUUAUGCAGCUCUUUAUUUCUUCAAAUUUCAUAUGCAAAAGCAUCCUCCACACCGAUGGUAAGCAUUGACUUGGAUAAAAGAAGUGUAUUCAGUCCAAAACUAUUGGUUUUUCUUUAAAAUAUAAAUUUGAACCUGAGAAAAGGUGAAAAAUUAAAUCAAAAUAAUUUGCAAAUUGGGUUAUUAUCAAUGAAAUGAAUUGUACCAAUCUUAUACUCUUCCCAUAUCCUACCUUAAAAGAAAUUGCUUCUCAGAGCAUUCUGAGUUUGAAAGCUGCUUCUUCAUUCAAAGGUGAGGUUUUAGUGGAUUUCGAGAAAUCAUCUCCAAAUACAUUGGAUAUGGAAUUUUCUCACUUUUAAAGAAAAACAUGCUUUAAAUUUGAAAGGAAUCGAUUAAAUGUAAAACACUGAAAAUAAAACAAUUUCUAAUAAGUUCCAGGCUAUAUAUCUUUAUUACAUUCCUAAAAACAUACAAAUUCACUCUUCCCCAAUCCGAGGGAGAAAACAGUCCCUUUUUCUCUCUCUUUUUAUUAUUAUUUUUUUUAACCUGUCCUCCCUGAUAAUGCAGUGUCAUUUACCACUGAUCCAGCUCUACAACAAGCAUGCAGGGAAGGGAUCGCUGAAGACUUGAUUCUGCUAGGAUUUUAUUUUUAGAGACAACUAGAUCUGCUGAUGGUUGCUAUGGAUAUUUCCAGCAGAAGUGAGCACUUUAGGGAGCUUGUAAUAUCACUCAUCAUUGGGGAAGGGAAGGAUUCGGGAAGAUCUCUUUAUGACAUAAAAAGUUCUGCUAUUCACCCUUCAAAGGAAACCCUGGCUCACCACAGACCCUCUUCUGCAGUCAUGCACAUCCAGAGGCAUGCAUGAGAGGUAUGAACAGUAGGUUUGACUUCAUUCUAGUUGCAUUUUCUUUUACAGUAACACAAAUGAGGUGCCACCAAAACACAGAUCAUCCCUUGGUAGCUAUUUGACCUGAAAGGGUAGGAGUCUCUUCAUUCUAGGUGCCCCUUUGUUCCGAGGAACCAGUGAUGGGGCCAGGUCAAUCACGAGAGCUAAUGACAGGGCUUCAUUUUUGUGCACCAGCAUCCCCUUUCAGAGAGCAUAAGAUCCUGCCACAGUGUGCCAAGUUUGCAGCUGACCAAAAUCCUAAGUUGUACGGGAAUUAUUCUAUGCAACACUGAUCCUCGAACAAAUGCAUUUCUUCUGGAUGAUGUUGAUGACCCUUCUUACAACAAAGCUGUUUCUUUUUUAAUUGCGAAUAGGGCUCUUGGUGUUUUUUACUUUUUUGUAUGUAUCACAGCACAUAAUUUUCCACUUUUUCAUUUCUUUUAUUUUUUUUUUGGAAUCAAUUUUUUUCUUAAUACUACCGGUGACAAAGUUUGUAAUCUCUAAAUAAUAUGUGAUCAGUCCAAUUCCAACACCUGUAUCUCAAAAAGCAUCUUAAUUUCUCCCCACGACUUCAUUGAGUCAUCAGAAACUGGAGUUGCUUCUUGGUUCAAAAUGCGGUCCUAAAGAAACUUCUGGCUGUAGAAGCAAAAGCACAGAGUGAAUUUUUACAAAAGACAGGGAUUUGUAGAAUGGUCAUUACAGACAUAGGUAAUGGUAUAAAUGAGAAGUUGGUGUUUCCCUCUGUUUUUACUUAAGGUUAAGAAGAUUUUUGGUGACUCUGAACUCUUUCUUUACCAUUUCUGUUGAAAAGAACAGUAUCCAAGACUAAGGAGCAGUGAUUGUCUUUGUUCCUUAAUGUGCCCCUAUUGUAACUAAUCAUACAAAUAAAUGCAUAUUUUCAGCAUAUCAGUGGAAUUAGUUUUGUGGAUCACACACAUUAAAAUAGUCAUAUUGUGGGACUAUUAUAGCUGGUAACCAGCUGAUAUUGAUACUUACUAGGAAUGGUUGUGACGGUAGUGUUGAUAGUGGUAGUGACAAUAGGUCGGUGGUCAUGUGAAGUAAAAUAAAAUUCUAAACUAUAUUGUGCCCAAUUUAUUAGAAAUUAAUUGAUUGAUGUUUCAUUUCAUUAAGAUAUCAUAAAGAUGUUUAUAGUAUUUUUUUACUUUAUUUAAAUCAUAACUAAUGAUAUUUUUAAAAGCUUAUUUUCAUUGCUAUAAUGUCUAAUAUUCCAAAAGCAGCCAACUACAGCUAUAUAUAUAUAUGUUUAUAACUCUCCACGUGACAGAGUGAGUUUCCGUCUUUUUGAGCUUGACAUGGAAGUGAAAGAAAGCUCGACGAAUCAUUAUGAGCUGUCUCUUUAAUAACUACUUGCCUUCGAUGUGAUACAAAAAUGAAUGAGUGAAACAGAUAUUCUCAUUGAAUAUGACACAUUGAUGUUUUCUGUAUGUGCCAUGUUGUUGUCAUGAUUAAAGGUACCCAUUAAGUCAAAAUCAUUUAAUCAAAUGAUUCCUUAUCUGAUCUGUAGAUCGAGAGCAUUUUCUUAAGUGGUUACCCUGUACAUAACUAUACAUUUGGUAAAAUAGACAAAGUUGAAAUAUUAAUUUCAUUUGGCAUUCAGCAUGUGAAUAUGAUUAUCGUUUGAUUGUGUCUGUAUAUUUGUUGGUGAUGUGCUCAGGUGCUCCCACUACUGAUUAAUGUGUGUGCUAAUAUCCUAACAAAAACACAUCUGAUAUUAAUGGGAAAAAAAAAAAACCUUGUCUGAAAAAAUAAAAAUCUAAUAAAAUUGAUUUCAAAAUAAAAAAUAAAGUACUUGGAAAUAUGUCUUGUUUCUAACUACAUGUUGCAUGCCAUGUUGGUGAUUUGCUAAUGUGUUCUUUUCUGUUCUACCCAAAUCUCUCUGGAAAAGCUAACAAACAAAUACAAACUCUUGGGUUAAAGGUUGUAGAAAUUGAAUUGAAAUACAUGAGAAUUGUAUUAAAAAUGCUUGUAAAUCUGUCUUGAGUUUUACUCUAUGUAAAAAUAUGUCUUGGUUUUGUGAUUGUAUACAAGAUGUAUCUUGAUAGCUUAUGCAGACUGUGCUGUAUAAAAAGGCUGUUGCCUCAGCCUUCCUAAUAAAUAUUGAAAAUGUCAA